AUGUUCACGCUUUUUUUGGUGACGGAGGUCGGAUCCAACUCAUGGUUCCAUCACUUUCACCCAACCGAACAACUUCUUAUGUACAAAGAUCCGUUUGCAAAGAGCUUCUCUUAUUACCCUCCGCUUCAGGGAACUGACAACUUCAGUCCAGAGAUGAUUGGGUUCCAUCAUCUAACACCACACGAGAUGCGAAUCUUUGAUUAUGUGUUGUAUAAAUUGAAGAGACGAACUCCAUCGAAUCUACCUAGGAAUUUCGACGAUCAACAGCUUUAG
This is a messenger RNA of Cooperia oncophora, 273 nucleotides long. NCBI's taxonomy places the organism in Eukaryota, Metazoa, Nematoda, Chromadorea, Rhabditida, Trichostrongylidae. The record is from the annotation of a GenBank genome assembly.